AUGGCUACCGUACCAAGACCACGCAACAAGGAUGCUGCUGCACAGGGAGCUCAGAAAGAUCUAGUCACUGCUCCCUAUGGCUCCUGGAAGUCUCCUCUCACCGCCGAUGUUGUCUCCGGUGCUUCCAAGAGACUAGGUGGCACUGCCGUUGACGGUCAUGGUCGCCUCAUUUGGCUGGAAUCCCGCCCCACCGAGUCCGGGAGGGCAGUCCUUGUUCGAGAGCCGGAAAAAGCAGGAGAUGAGCCCAUCGAUAUCACGCCUAAAGAGUUCGCAGUGCGAACAGUCGCUCAGGAGUAUGGAGGUGGUGCCUUCAGUGUUUCGGGAGAUACUGUUAUUUUUGCAAAUUACAAGGAUCAGAGACUGUACAAGCAAUCUAUAAGUUCUCUAGAUGUUCCUCCCAUCCCGCUCACGCCAGAUUAUGGGGGACCAGUAGUCAGCUAUGCUGAUGGAGUAUUGGAUGCACGCUUUAACCGUUAUGUCUGUGUACGAGAAGAUCGUCGGCAGAGCAAUAUAAAUUCAACAACAACAAUUGUAUCAAUAGCUCUUGGCAAUAAGGAUGUUCAAGAACCAGAAGUAUUAGUUAGCGGAAGUGACUUCUAUGCUUUCCCACGUCUUGAUCCAAAAACAAAUCGAAUAGCAUGGAUUCAGUGGAAUCACCCUAACAUGCCAUGGGAUAGAUCAGAACUCUGGGUUGGUUAUAUAUCUGAAAAUGGAGAGAUCCACAGGAGCAGCCGCAUAGCUGGUGGUGAUCCUUCGCUUGUGGAGUCUGUAACUGAACCCAAGUGGUCCCCUGAUGGGGAGCUCUUUUUCAUUACUGAUAGAGAGAAUGGCUUUUGGAAUCUUCAUAAAUGGAUUGAGUCCGAGAAUAAGAUCAUCCCUGUUUAUUCUUUGAAUGCUGAGUUUACAAGACCAUUAUGGGUUUUCGGUAUAAAUUCAUAUGAAUUUAUUCAGAGUGAUAAACAGAAAAGCUUGAUUGCUUGCAGUUACAGGCAAAAGGGGAGGUCAUAUCUUGGAAUCAUUGAUGACGUGGAAAGCUCAACAAUCAUUGUGCUUGAUAUCCCUUUCACAGAUAUGGAUAACAUUACUUCUGGGACAGAUGGCCUCUAUGUAGAGGGAGCGUCUGCAGUUCAUCCAUCAUCAGUGGCCAAGGUGGCUUUGGAUGAUCAGAAGUCAAAAGUUGUUGACUUCAAUAUCGUCUGGUCCUCCUCACCAGAUAGUUUAAAGUAUAGUUCUUACUUCAGCAAGCCAGAGUUAAUCGAGUUUCCCACAGAGGUUCCUGGUCAAAAUGCCUACGCAUAUUAUUAUCCACCGUAUAAUCCUACUUAUCAAGCCAGCCAAGGGGAAAAGCCUCCCUUGUUAUUAAAUAGCCAUGGAGGACCAACAGAAGAAACACGUGGAGUUUUAAACUUGAGCAUUCAGUACUUGACCAGUCGAGGUUGGGCAUAUGCAGAUGUAAAUUACGGUGGAAGCACUGGUUAUGGAAGACAAUAUCGAGAAAGACUUUUAGGAUGCUGGGGCAUAGUGGACGUUGAUGACUGUUGUAGCUGUGCUAAGUAUUUGGUGGACAGUGGAAAGGUUGAUGGGGAACGAUUGUGCAUUACUGGCGGCUCUGCUGGUGGGUAUACCACAUUAGCUACACUUGCCUUUAAAGAAACAUUUAAGGCUGGAUCUUCUUUGUCUGGUGUAGCUGAUCUGAACUUGUUGAGAGCAGAGACUCAUAAAUUUGAGUCCCAUUACAUUGAUAAUCUUGUUGGCGGUGAUAAAGAAUGCUUUGAAAGAUCCCCAAUCAACCAUGUUGACAAAUUUUCUUGUCCUGUAAUUUUGUUUCAAGGCUUGGACGAUAAGGUUGUGCCUCCAGAUCAAGCUCGAAAAAUUUACGAGGCAGUGAAGGAAAAGGGUGUGCCUGUGGCCCUUGUUGAGUAUGAAGGAGAACAACAUGGUUUCCGAAAGGCUGAAAACAUAAAGUUUACACUUGAACAACAAAUGGUGUUCUUUGCACGAUUGAUUGGACACUUCGAGGUUGCCGAUGAUAUCACACCUAUCAAAGUUGAUAACUUCGACCCAUAAUGGGUCUUCAAAAUGUGAAGAUGCAUGCUCGCUGAGUUUCCUGAUGAUAGAUUUACAGAAAAAUGAGUCAUGGAUUGGAUUAUUGAAUUACUCGAUGAAUUUUAGGUGAGAAAAUUUAA
Molecule: messenger RNA, 2186 nt
Organism: Neltuma alba
Lineage: Eukaryota; Viridiplantae; Streptophyta; Magnoliopsida; Fabales; Fabaceae
Exons: 18
Coding region: 1-2067 (688 amino acids)
Biological process (GO): proteolysis
Molecular function (GO): serine-type peptidase activity
Source: RefSeq, a predicted model, not a curated record